UACACGAAAUCCAUUGGCUGUUAAGUUGUUAAAAAUUAAAUGUAAACAAACGAUUAUAUGCAGGAUAAACACAUACUGCAUAUAAAAAUUAUAAUCAGUAAAGAGAAGACCUUUAACUUAGAAUUAUACCAUUAUAAUACUUCUUUAACUCAGAUCAGCUCAUGAAGAUAAGGUAUGGUGGAGGAAAUAUCAUUAUCCAUAAGUGAAACCAAUAAGCUUAGGGCUCAAAUUGGAUUGGCUCCAAUACCGAUAGAAGAAGAGACACCCAAGAAAGAUCAACCUAUAGCGGCCACAAAUGAAAUAUCACUUGAAGAAACUAAUCGACUACGAGUAUCGAUUGGAUUAGCUCCUAUACCAUUGUCUGAUAGUAAUAAAUCAGUUCUGAGAGAGGAUGAUGAGAUACAUAAUUUUAAAGAACAUCAACAGAGGAUAGAGAAGAGUAAACGAGAAGAUGAACUUAAACAGAGGAUUGAAGAUGCAAAGUCAAAAUCACGAAAAAGGAAAGCAUUGAUAGGAAAGACAUUAUUAGAUGAUGAAGAGGAAGAUACCGAUGAUUGGCUUAAUAGUUUAGGAAACAAUGAUUCUAAAAAGUCAAAGAUUACUAAAUCGUCUCUACUGAAAUCAGAAACUGAUAAUGUAGCCGAUGUUAGAAUAGCGCAUAGUUUGAAAGAGAUACAAAACUUGAAUAAUAAUGAUAUACUUACAUUAGAUGAUGGUGAUAUAUUAGAAGAUGAUGAUGAAGUAGGGGGUGUCUUAACUAAUGAGAGAUUAAAUAAAAGCUCAAAAUUGAAGAAAGAACUUGACGACAAGGCUGAAGCUGAGAGUAUAAAAUUCAAUGGAAGACAUUAUAAGGCAUCGAAUUUAUUUGGAGAAGAGAAUGAAGAAGAUGAGGAUGAGGAUAUUCGGUCAGGAGUUAUUCUUAAGGCAGGAUCAAGUCUUUCACUUAAUCAAAAGAAAGAUAUUCAACCGGUAAAGACUAGUAAUAAAGUUCAAUUGGGUCAAUUGUUUGAUGAUAUCGAUGACGAUAAUGAUAACACUUCUAUAAACACUGUCAAUGAUUAUGCAAAGGAGAAACCCAUAAGUAUGAAAAAGAUGAAAAAGAAAUUCAAAUCGAAAUCUAAGGUUGUUAAACAAGUUUUAGACGAAGAGGGAAUACCAACAGUUGAGUUUAAAAAGUUUAAUAAUGAUGAUUUUGAAGAUGAAGAGAUUGAAUUACAAAGAACUUUAGAAGAUGCCAGAAGGAAUAAACAAAAGAAACAGCGAAGUUUAUUAACUCCUGAAGAAAUUGCGGCUGAAAUCGUGAGAGUGAAAAGACAAGAGCUUCAAGAUGGAAUACAUGAUGAUUUUAAACAAGGAGUCGUAUUUGAUGAUACUAGUGAUUUCUUAGCUUCGUUAUCAAAUAAUAUAUUAGAUUCAAAUAAUGGUAAAGUGAAAGAAGAAGCAGACGAUAGCAUAUUUGAUGAGGUUAAAGUUAAGAUGGAAGAAUCUUCUAUUGAACCAGUAAUCAAACAAGAGGAUAAUACAGACAUUAAUAUUAAACAAGAAGUUAAGAAGGAAGAAGACGAGGAAGAUCAAAUUGAAGAUGAAGAAACUACCCCUCAAUUUGGAGGAGGAGGACUUGCAUCUACAUUAAAAUUUUUGCAAUCACGUAAUAUUCUUCAUCAAAGUAGUGAACAAGAAAAGGAAGAAGAAAAACAUCGUCAAGAAGCCAUUAAAGAAUCGGAUAUAUUAAAAAUUAAGAUUUCAAUUGAAGAAAGAAUCUUAAAACAAGAAUUAGAAUCUGAUAAAAGUUAUAUGAAUCUACCAAAACUGGAGAGAAAUGAAUUAUUUGAAAAGUUAUUAGAUGAAAAAUUAAAUCAAAAGGGUAUAGUUAAAGAAAUGGCGCAACCCCUGAAAAUUGCUCACCGUAGUACAAACCACAGAAAUAAUAAUCAUAAUAACAGUACUGGUGGUGGAACCACCAGUACUACUAUUAACGAUCAUCUUAAGUCUUAUAAUCCUCAAGUCAAGUUAUCGUAUCAUGAUGAUACUGGUAACGAAUUGAAUACCAAAGAAGCUUAUAAAUAUUUAUCUCAUCAAUUCCAUGGUGUUGGACCAAGUAAGAAUAAACAAGAAAAACGGAAACAAAGAAUCAAGCAAGAAGCACCUACAUCUUCAUUAAAUGGUAAGAUUGUAUAAAAAGAAGUAUAUAAAUAUAUAUAUAUAUAAUAUGUGUAAUAAUAAUAAUUUAACGGUGAAUAAUAACAUCGAAUCAUUAUGUCCUAAUUUAAUUUAAUCUUAAUUAAUUAAUUAACUGCUUUUGAAACUAGUGCCGAGCUCGGUUUAGAGAUGGAAAAGAUAAAAAAAAAAAGUGAUUAAAAAUAAAUUCGCUAUCCGCAAAUUUCCAUAAAAAAUUUAAUUUAUUACUAAAACGAAAAAGGCAGCCAAGACCUUUGAACAAUCAUUUGACAGUUACUCCUUUCUUGUUCUUCUUCUUCUUGAUAGGUAGAUCGUUUGAUCAUCAUAUAUUCAUAUAUUCAUCUGGUCAAGUUCAUAUAGAGACUAACUAAUCAUGAGUG
Messenger RNA from Scheffersomyces coipomensis, 2558 nucleotides. RefSeq names its product U4/U6-U5 snRNP complex subunit. NCBI's taxonomy places the organism in Eukaryota, Fungi, Ascomycota, Pichiomycetes, Serinales, Debaryomycetaceae. Gene Ontology annotation, biological process: mRNA cis splicing, via spliceosome; maturation of 5S rRNA. Gene Ontology annotation, cellular component: U4/U6 x U5 tri-snRNP complex. The record is from RefSeq and is a predicted model, not a curated record. The coding region runs from base 175 to 2178 and encodes 667 amino acids. The transcript has a single exon.